This is a messenger RNA of Oncorhynchus nerka (sockeye salmon), 3291 nucleotides long. RefSeq lists its product as uncharacterized. The record is from RefSeq and is a predicted model, not a curated record. Gene Ontology annotation, cellular component: cytoskeleton; cytoplasmic side of apical plasma membrane. The coding region runs from base 349 to 2157 and encodes 602 amino acids. The transcript is spliced from 15 exons. Lineage: Eukaryota; Metazoa; Chordata; Actinopteri; Salmoniformes; Salmonidae. Gene Ontology annotation, biological process: positive regulation of hippo signaling.
CUGCUGUGGCCGGCUGCUUUAACUACACAACCAGCUGCUGAGGCCGGCUGCUUUAACUACAUGACCGGCUGCUUUAACUACACGACCGGCUCCAGGCACCAAGACUCUCUUGAGGCCCGUUCCAGUUGAUAGCUCCAUCGAGCAGGGACCAGAGAGCAGGGACCAGAGAGCAGGGACCAGCCGUGUGGACUUGACCAGAUAAUGACAGCAGAAAAUGAACAACACAUUCCCCCUAACCAGAAAGAAGAAGUGAAGGAGUGGGGAGAUCAUUGGAGAGAAGAGAGAGAGAGAGACUGAAGAGGGUUUAAACUGAAGGAGUGACCAGAGAGGAUCCUUAUUGCAGACACCAUGUCUGUCUCCACCACCAAACAGGAGAGAACCCUGUGUGUUCUGCUCCCUAAUAAAGAACAGCUGGACAUCACUGUGGGGGUCAAGUCCACAGGGCAGGAUGUGUUCAAUCAGGUGUCUGAGCUCCUUGGAAUAAAAGAGCUGCACUUCUUUGGCCUGACAGUGGUGAAGGACAAUGAGCACAUCUUUCUGGACAUGGAAGAUAAGCUGACCAAGUAUUUCCCUAAGGAAUGGAAGCAAGAUUCAGGGAAGGGGUUACAGAAGAGAUCCCUCCCCCUGGUACUCUGCCUCAAGGUGCAGUACUAUGUGGAGAACGGCAGGCUCAUCUGUGAGCGGAAGGCGAGGCGUCUGUACUUCUCUGACCUGAGGGAGAGGGUGUUGCGUUCAGAGUGUCGUCAGCAGGAGGAGGUGUACUUCCAGCUGGCUGGGUAUGCUCUUCAAUCUGACCUGGAGGACCAUCCCCUGCCUGGGAAGAACCAGGGAGGCACCCGCUACUUCCAACCCAAAGAGUACUUCCCUCCCUGGAUUGUGGCGAAGCGUGGGGUGGACUACCUGCUCUGUCACGGUCCCAAGGUACACAAGGAGCUAUGGGGCAUGACGCCACGUGAUGCGGUACUCCACUUCAUCAAAGAGGCCUGUCGUCUCGAGGACGUCCCCGUCACCUUCUACAGGCUACAGAAGGACAAGAAAGAAGAGAGAGGCACAGCUCUGCUGGGGCUGACCCUCAGAGGAAUGCAGCUUUAUCAGGAGGCGGACAACAUCCGCCAGCUUCUCUAUGAUUUCCCCUGGUCCAAUGUGGGACGACUCACCUUCCUGGGAAAGAAAUUUGAGAUCCAGCCAGAUGGUCUGCCGUCGGCCAGGAAGCUGGUCUACUACACUGGGUCUCCGUUUCGCUCGCGCCACCUCCUCCUGCACCUCAGCAACAGCCACCGACUCUACCUCAGUCUCCAGCCUGCCCUCAAACACCUCCGACAGCUGGAGGACAGCGAGGAGAAGAAGCGCUACAGGGAGUCGUACAUCAGUGAUGACCUGGAUCUAGACCAUCCAGGGGGCAGCGAGGGGGGCAGCCCCGGCCUGUCCCGACACUCUACCUCCAGCUCGGGCAUUGAGGCAGACCGCGAUGCGACACUGCAACACAGCAGCAUCUCCAUGGAGAUGGCGUCCAUGGAGGAGGAGACUGAGCUGAGGAAGAGGAUGGAGAAGUGUUUCAGUUCGGCGGCGAGUCACGGGAGUUCUCACACUUCGGGCGUGGACACGGGCGACAAAGCACGCACUGAUGAAGAGGAGUGGCAGGAGGAAGAGACCCAGCAGGCCAGUGUGGACAGUCCAGGAGAGGUUUCUGUGGACGACCCAGAGGAAAUGCUGAGAUUGGCUGAGCUGAUCGAGGGCGUGUCGGUUGAUUGUCCCGUGCUCACCUCAGAGACUCACUGUGAAGGAUUCAAGGGGGAUCAGGUAGACGGAGAUGAAGACCUGGUGACACUACGCAGCAAAGAUACCCUGGGACAGAUCCUGAAGUCAAGAUCCCAUUGCGUGGACCGCCACAGCCAGAGCCUGGAUGACGUUCGCCUCUUCCCCCCUCCCGCCCCCCUCGGCACGACUCUACCCCCUGACUCCUCCCACAGCUACACCUUUGGCCUGCCCCUCCCGGACUCCCAGAGUGACGCUAAGAGCCCCCCAGGGUGUAACAACGGAGGCUACUACCUCCCCCUCCACUGCCCGGCUAAGGGCACCUUCUAUGGACACAGGUCUAUGAACUGCCUGUCUCUGGAUCUACUGGGAGACGAACAGCUGUUGGAGUUCAUACUGUAGAACAACACAGAGGACCAAUGUCCUUCUUCCAGCCUAUUCUCUACCCACAUCCCCCUCCAAUGAACCUGUAGGAUACAGGGGAGUGGCUGCAUGCAGCUAGAGUUCUAACUGUAGAACGUCAUGUUUCUACACUCCCGGGCCGAACUGUACUGGCCUGGUCACAUCAAGGACCAUGGAGGGCCCUCUUCAUGCCUGUGCUCUACUGUAUGACUCAGAUACAGGGGAGAGGCUGCACAGAGAUGUUGGAGGACUUUAUGGACCUUUAAGAGGAUUGAUUGCUAUUGGUAGCAUUCAUUGUGAAACGGAAUGAGGCCAUCACCUUCAAUAACCAUCCCAAUACAGACCAGACUCUACAUAUUUAUUGAACAUGUUUGACACUAUUUUUGUUUUACCUUUUGUAGAUACUUUGUACAUAAUUGUCUUAUAUUUUCAACUAUUUUACUAUAUUUUUUUUACUUUGAGGUACUAACACAUUGUAACCAUAUCAAUAACUGUAAAUAUAGGGGUGAACAUUGAAUUUCUUCAGUUUGUGUGAAUCGUGACAUAGUUUGAACCAGGAGUAUCUCUAGAAGUACUUUAUGGUCUAUUGUGAAGAGCAAAGGACUUUACUGCACGUUGACAUCCUGUGUAAAUGUAUCAUUACAUUAUUCAAAAUAACCAACAGCAUUUUUAAUCUUAUGUUUUGCUUUUGUUUCCCUUGUAUGUCAGUUUAAAAAUAUAUAUAUAUAUUUUUGCAUUUUCCAAUUAAGAACAUUCAAAACAAAAGUGAAAAGAUAUUAGACAACGAUAGUUUGUCUAUAAAAAAAGAAUGCUCUGAAAUGAACAUCACAUAUACAAGAUUGUAUUUUGUCGCGAUAAUAUUUGAUGAUAUUACAAGUCUGCCAUAGCUGCAACAAUGUAUUGUCCUUUUUUUUUUAUACAAAACUCAAAUGAAAUUGUAAAAAACAGUUCAUGCUUGUACUGCUUGUCAAUAUUACAUUCACUCCUGUGUCAAACUACCUUUCUAUUAUAUUUCUAAAUCUUUCUAUACUAAUGUUUUUACUUUCUCUCUAAGUAGAGAAGCACAUUAUGAACUAUUUUUGUGUCUUCAUGCAUACACUGGAAUGAUUAAAUAAUAAAAACAAUGACUAAGAA